AUGUCUAGCUCCCGGGCUGAAUCACAGGCAUCGCAAUACGGCCGUAGGCGGUCCAACACCGCGCAGUCCCUCUACAGGCCACCACCACCACCUUCCCUUGUGCCGCUACGGUUUGGGGACACCAAAACGCUGACAAUCUGGGUACACGAUCCCAGCCAGCCGCCCGGCCCGAACGUCAUCCUGAACCAUGCACACUGGCCCGGCGUCGUGGAGGGGGAUAUGCUUGCCGACGAAACGUCUGGCUUUCUGUUCAGCGUACAAAAGGACGAGGCUUCUGCGAGGCAGCAGCUAUCCAUACCACGACCUAUAGCAGAGAAAUUCGACCUGCGUAAUCACGGGGAAGUGACCCUGACCAAGAUAGACAGGUCGAAGUACUGUGCUGACUACGUCGAGCUGACAUUCCAAGACCAGUAUUUGGGACGCAAUGAGAUGUGGAGACUUGGAUCUCACCUUGUUGGACAAUGCAUCUACGUCCAGCAGGAGAUUUCAUUCAUCGGGGUGAUUGGGGCCAAGGUGCAGGCGAUCUACGUCGACGGACGCAAGGUGCCCGCGGCCUACGUGACGCCCGCAACGAAGACACUGUACCGCUCAUUGUCGGCGAAAAUAACCAUCUUCAUCCAGGUUUGUCGAGAGCUUUGGCAGUUCGCCGGCGACGGUGAGCGCUACAACGAGAAGAUCGUACAUUCCUUCCUUCCCGAGCUAUUCGCGCAGUGGAACGAGGCGAAGACGAAUCACAUCGUGACGAUAGUGCUCAUCUCACGCGUCUUCUAUGACAGCUCCGAGAUCGACUACGCAGCCGGGCCCCUCCGGCAGGACGACAGCGGACGGUGGUACAAGGACUUCUUCAAAGUCAUCACCGACCUCGAGGUCCUGUACGACUGGAAGCCUACGCUGGUUGACCUGAAGACGUCCUUCUGGAAAUUCCAGCGCGAUAUCUUACUUGCACACCAUUUCCAUCGCGCGUCCCUGUCAUCUGAAGCGCAGCCUGAACAAGUUCGACUCGUAGGCCAGCUCUCGUACGCUCGCGAUGGCCCGCUGCUGGAGGCUCUGAAUCUCGGACUGAACCCUACGGAGACCCACUACAUCGAUCGCUCACUCUCUCUGACGGGUUCUUCGACCAUCGUUAUCACGCCUGGGACAGGUUACUUCCAUGUGUCGAAAGAGCUCUUACGUCUGACGACAACCCGAUUGCUGGACCAAGGCUUUGCGGUCGAACUUGUCUCGCUCGCCAAGCCCCCGCUGCACCAGAGCCCGAUCUUCUCGUUCCAGGCGGUGGAUCCUGAGCUGACGGCGGCAGCGGUGAAAGGCGGCCCGAGGGCAUUUGAUCCGCUGUGGGCGGACGACGAUGCGUCGCGUGAGUGGGAUGUGGAGAAGACCACGUUCUGGUGGGAACCCUUCUGGAUGACUGUGUCGUAUUGGGACAAGCAGAUGGAUCAGCCAAUCAGACCAGACAGAUUCGUUGCACGAGCGAAGAUGCACGAAAUUGAAAUGCUCGGCCUGCUUGACCACGACGUAUUAUCCAACAUCGAGAUCCCUUUCUUAACCAACCUCGUGCCGAAUGAAAGCACUGGUCCUGUCACAACGGAAGACGCAGACCAGUUCGACUCGGAUAUCUUCUCGUGCGGCCAAGAACCUCAAGCCUCUUCACACAUCCGGCGUAGUCUUACUCUCACCUCGUCUGGAAGCGGCACCCUCUCUCGAGCAUCGACUGUACGCCUGUCCGGGAGCUUGAGACUGAACGCAGUCAACAGGGCUUCGACAUCGUCUGCCUUCCCUUCUAUCGAGGAAAGCCCACGAAACCCUCUCUUGGACCUCCCGGCGGAGGGUUUUCCCCGCGAUGUGGAGAGCAGACUCCUGUCAGCAACGUCGGGCGGGUUGAGCACAUCGCCUUCCCAGUCAUCCAUGCGAUCCGUUCGCUCGUCUCACUCGCACAGGAGUACGGGUUCCGCUAUGUCGUCAACAAGCCAUCGGUCGCGAUCCGGCAAGCCCCCGCUCCCGCGCGGCUCAACGAGCAUGAAGUCUCGCUUGACCCCGUCAUGGCUGUUCAACCCCUUCAGGAGCGGUAUCAGUCAACCACAAACGUCUCCGGUGUCAAUAUCCACUAGUGGUGGCGGGAACUCCGAAAGCCAGGGCACAUCUCACUCCAGCAACUCGUCGAACACCUCGACUGCCGUCCCAACGCCGGAAACAUACUCUCCGGAGAAGAAGGCGAUCCAGAUCCCGCGGUCCAACUCCCUGCGCAAACGACCUACAGAUGAAGAGACGUUGGUCUCUCGUCAGGCAUCGCCGAAGCGGCUCUCCCCCCUGAACGCUUCUCCGCGCGACUCGUUCUUGGCCGGUAGACGGCGGACGAUCAGCAAAACAUCCACUCAGCUUUCCAUUGCCCCGUCUGCACCUCUGCUCCGAACCAACCCUAGCAAACCAACCGCAGCAGUCCCGUACCCUCUCUCUUCCCUCGCACGGCGGUGGCAGCACCUAUUCCCACAGCCCCUCUCCAAACACGAUACCAAAUGGAAGGCGAUGAUCAUCCCGGGGUGCUUGCCGCUCACGACGGAGUUCUUCCCAUCUAUGUCUGAACUGGAGACGACGUACGACAUGCACCCAUAUGACUUCGUGGUCGAACCGUCGGGGGUGCAGUCCUUCUUGGUGAGACCGCCUAGCAUGGUGGGGAACGCGGACGACGUCCGGCGCGCCUGGGCGCUCGUAGUGAUGCGCGGAAUGGUCGCUGUUCGAUUAGCGCAGGGCUUCCAGUUCGUGAUACGGCCGCCUAAGUCCAUCCAGCAACAGGAGGACGCUCACAACGCCCUGCGGCGCACGCGCUCCUAUCUCGCUGAGGACGACAUGAGCUCAAAACCGGCGGGUAUCGCGGAUGUUCUCAAGUCUGCGGACGAGCCGGUUUACCUGAGCAUGAGCAACGAGAUACAUCGCAUCGCGUAUAUCGGCGAUUCUGUUCAGGUGCGGCGAUGGGUGCGCACGAUGCCGCGUGCGCGACCUCUGAACUACCAGUGCCUUAUCUGGCCGAAACUUGGGGUCGGGUACACUGAGUUGAUGACGUCCUUCGUCUCUCAUGGACUAGAGAACUACGGUUGGAAUAGGCUUGACAUGCUGGUUGCGGGUUACGAGAGUCAAUUCAACGACUCGAUACGCUAUUGGCGAACUCGCUUCGUCGUCAUUCCCACUGACGAGUCGCCGGGCAUUCAUUCCGGUCCUAAUGGAGAGGAGCUCAACGACGAAGAAGUACGCCUGCUUGGUAUCGAUAAGCUCGCCGAGCUAUUCUCUCGGGCCCGCUGGAUCCCUCCCGAAGACCGUGGCAAGCCUGUCCCACCACUUCGAUUCCUUACGACCGAUCUAGAUCCGGCUGCGAGCGUCCUUGACGAGUCUCUGACGGCGCAACUGGAGGAGAUUCACGCUUCUGGUCCGCUACGCAAGAAGCCGAAGAGUGCCAAGGACAUCAGCGAUAUGUCACUCGCCGUAAUUGCGAAGGCUAUGCGGGAGGAGGACGGUGUGCCUAUCAAAGAACACAGAUGGCACGGCCGGAAGUAUGCAAAUUCAUUCACUGGUUCAGACUUCGUGUCCUGGCUCGUGCGCGAGUUUCGCGAUGUUUCCAAUAGAGAGCAGGGCACCGAGUGGGGCGCGAAGUUGCAAGAACAAGGCCUGUUCGAGCACUGUAGGGGGGCUCACGGAUUCCUGGAUGGGCACUACUUCUACACCUUGCGCGGCGAGUAUCUUGUUCCUAUGACUCCACGAGGAGGCGGUUGGUUCCGCGCAGCCCGUCACGUCUCGGGAGAAGAAUCAAGUGUGAGGACUGCUCAUUAUCCUGGGAAUGUGGAGAAGGGUUCGCCAGCAUCUCGCAAGGCAAGGAAGCGUCUGAUUUUCAGUCAGAGCAUGGUGAUAGACAUUGACCCGAACAAGCGGAGUGACCAAGCGGAAUCAGUGAUCCUGCACCACGAUAUCAUCCACAAUCCUGCCACUUGCUUCCACUUCGAGCUGCAGUGGAUUGGCACAACCGCACGGUGCAUCGAUGAUCUUCUCCGUCAGUGGAGCCGAAGCAUCGAGCGCUACGGGCUCAAGCUGGUCGAGGCUUAUGUGACGCAAAUCUGCGACAUCCAGGAGCGUAAUCCGUUCCAGUCCUGUUUCCCUCUGCCGCUGGCUGAACCCCCGCCGAUUGUACCUGACUUCGAGAAGCGGGUAGCGGAAGGCGUGCAGACAAGGCAUUACUUCGAGUAUGCCAUCCUCCGCAAGUUCGGCUUCGUGGUGGAUAUCGAGGCUGCAUCUUUAUACCCAGACUCGGUCGAUGUCGUCUACUCGUACCGUCGCUCGCCCUUCAAAUAUUCGCAAUGGGUACAUCGCUCCGGAGUCGCCUUCGUCCAAGUCCUAGGUGGCCGGGAAGGAUUCCUAUUCCUCACCAAUCGGUUAAUGGCACCGGGCCGCCUUGGCACGGCUCUCAACCAUCAGAGGCCUGCAGCUGCUGCUGAACACAUCCGCAUCAAAAUGCAAAGGUUAUGCUCCGACCGCGAGGCGCUACGUAGGUUCUACGAGGAAGAACUAGCUCAGCUACCCCCGACGCUUGAGGAACCUCCUCCGCUACGGAUAUGA
This is a messenger RNA of Rhodofomes roseus, 4596 nucleotides long. RefSeq lists its product as uncharacterized. The transcript is spliced from 8 exons. Bases 1 to 4596 code for a protein of 1531 amino acids. Lineage: Eukaryota; Fungi; Basidiomycota; Agaricomycetes; Polyporales; Fomitopsidaceae. Gene Ontology annotation, biological process: negative regulation of TORC1 signaling; positive regulation of autophagy; intracellular signal transduction. The record is from RefSeq and is a predicted model, not a curated record. Gene Ontology annotation, cellular component: GATOR1 complex. Gene Ontology annotation, molecular function: GTPase activator activity.